This is a messenger RNA of Quercus robur (English oak), 1085 nucleotides long. Its product is annotated as amino-acid permease BAT1 homolog. The transcript has 3 exons. Gene Ontology annotation, biological process: transmembrane transport. The record is from RefSeq and is a predicted model, not a curated record. The coding region runs from base 1 to 963 and encodes 320 amino acids. Gene Ontology annotation, cellular component: membrane. NCBI's taxonomy places the organism in Eukaryota, Viridiplantae, Streptophyta, Magnoliopsida, Fagales, Fagaceae. Gene Ontology annotation, molecular function: transmembrane transporter activity.
AUGCAUCCUAUAGUGGCACAACCAACAAAACCAGUUUCUUAUGUGUUCACUCAUUUUGAGACAUCUCCUGAGGCAACUGGAAUACAUAGCAAACCUUAUGCAGUUAUACUAUCAAUACUUCUAAGCAGCUACAAUCUAUUAGGAUAUGACACUGCAGCUCAGCUAACAGAGGAAACAAAAAAGGCAGAUAGAACUGGUCCUAUUGCUAUUCUUUCUAGUAUUGGGAUCGUCUCCAUAUUUGGAUGGGCUUAUUAUUUAGCUCUUACCUUCUGCAUUCAUGAUUUUAACUAUUUAUUUGAUGUGAACAAUGAGACAGCCGGUGCAUUUGUACCAGCACAGAUUCUUUAUGAUGCUUUCCAUGGGAGGUUUAUUAAUAAUCCGGCUGGAGCUAUUGUGUUUCUAUGUAUCAUCUGGUUGUCAUUCUUCUUUUGUGGACUUCCAGUUAAUACUAGUGCUGCCAGAGUAGUUUAUGCUCUAUCGGGGGAUGGAGGAAUCCCAUUUUCAUCAAUAUGGAGAAGAGACAGAGUUCACCAAAAGCGCAAGGUUCCAGCAAAGGCUGUGUGGCUCUGUGCAGCUAUCAGCAUUAUGCUUGGUCUGCCCAUCUUGAAACUUGACGUAGUUUACAAUGCUAUCGUUUCCUUAAGUAUAAUUGGAUGGGUGGGAAGCUAUGCUAUCCCAAUUUUCGCCAGGCUAGUCAUGGCAGAGGAACAUUUCAAACCAGGACCUUUCUAUUUGGGUAAAGUAAGUAAGCCUAUACGCUUGGUUGCCUUCAUGUGGAUAUGUUUUACCUGCUCAACCUUCUUAUUGCCAACAACCUACCCCCUCCAAUGGACAACUUUCAAUUACACAUCAAUAGCCCUCGCUGUAGCGUUGACACUGAUAAUGAGUUGGUGGUUCUUGGAUGCAAGAAAAUGGUUCAAGGGACCGGUAAAAGAAUUAGAGCAACAAGAUGAAGACAUUUGAAAUUUUGAAUGUUUUUCAAUUGCUAAGUUGAUUAGAUGUUGAACCCUAGUAUAACAUAAGAUGCACCUCCACUUUGUUUUUCUCUUUCCAUCAGUUCAAUUUUUGUUUGAGUUAUAAACCAU